AUGUUCCUGCUGAUCUUGCCCUGGCUGAACGUGCUCCUUAGUGCUAGUGUUUCUUCUUGUGAUGCAUUCCUGCUACUACCACAAUCUACCAUUGGCGGUGCCACUCGAACCACAACUACGGAUAGCCAACGAUGGCCAUUGCUCGACGCGUCAUCAUCACAACAAGAAGAAGAUGAUGAAAAGAAGAAACACGUGGUCAUUGUCGGAGGAGGUUGGGCUGGAUUUAGUGCUGCCGAUGCCUUGGCCCACGCUUCCGACAAUACCAAUCUGAAGAUUACUCUGUUGGAUGCCGCUCCUCGUGGCAAAGGAGGUCUCGCCGGUGGAUGGCGGACGCCACAAGGACGUCCUGUGGAAGCAGGCAUUCACGGUUUUUGGAGAGAAUACACCAAUACAUUUGCCGUCAUGGAACGAAUUGGGUUGGAUUUGGACAACGAUGUGCUCACGCCCUUUACUCCAUCGGUAUUGUACUCGAACAAUGGACGAGUUGCCGUGGCACCUGUACUGAUAGAGACGGAAGAAAAGGAGGAACCACCACCAGCACCACAAGAACUAUUGGCCGAGUUGCUACAAUCCGUCGUGAAAUCACCUUUGUCUGCAUCUUCUUCAUCACCCGACAAGAAUCUCCUCAAACCAUUGGCAGCUUUGUUGCCGGUUCCAUUGGAUCUGGCACUCUUGGCCGACUUUGAUUCGUCAUCGGCAGUAUCCUUGACACCGGCCGAUCGCAUUUCAGCCAUUGGAUUGCUCGGUGCGUGGGCCGAUUUUGGACAAGAAGACGAACAAUCGUGGGCACGAUACGAUGCCAUUUCCGCCGAGAACUUGUUCGUACAAAAAGCCGGAGUCACUCAAACGUUGUACGACGAAUUGGUCUUGCCAUUGCUCCAUGUCUUGCCCAUGUGUCCCGGGUACGAUUGUUCGGCCGCGGCCGCACUGAGUUGUUUCCAUGUCUUUGCCUUGCAAGCUCGAGGUGCGUUUGAUGUACGAUGGUGUCGUGGAGCCAUUGCCGAAAAAAUAUUCAAUCCGUGGGCGGAACAAUUGACUUCCAACAACGAUGUGACCAUUCAAGGAAAUUCCAAAGUGGCGUCCAUACAACAACAACAAGACAAGAAUGGAUUCGAAAUCACUCUAGCAGAUAACAACAACAACACUUUGCAGUGCGACGCCGUCGUCAUGGCAGUUGGUGGGACGGCCAUGGGUCGGUUGGCUCCUGAAUCUCCAGCUUUUGCUUCUGUUCCGAUUGCCAAGGAUUUUGACAAACUACGAGGUGUCACGUGUGUGGCAGUACGGCUCUUUCUCAAACCAAAUGAAGUCGUCACCAACAACCUACGGGGUGGUCAAUACGAUGCUACGCAGGCACCUCCCAGUGUCGCUCAAGCCAUGAAAGAGUCUCCCGUCACGGUGUGUGGACCCAAAAUGGGUGGUAUCCCCGAGUUGGAAGGAACUGGCUUUUGCAUUUACGAUUUGCAACGGUUGCACGAUGAAUUUGCCGUCUCCAACAACAACAACAACAACAAUGACACCACGGCGGUUCUCGAAGUGGACUUUUUUCGCGCCGAUGACAUUGCCAAUCUACCCGACGACAAGGUGGCCGAGUUGGCACUCGCCGCCAUUGCAGCUACGUUUUCGUUGCCAACCACACAAAUGCCCACUAGUGAUGAUAUUGUCGAUUUGGCCGUGGUGCGAGCCCGCAAUGCCGUAUCGCACUUUGCCGUACAAUCGGCAUCCUUUUCGCCACCCGUCAAACUGUACAAGGGCAUGUACAUGGCUGGCGACUGGAUCGAUCGGGCCGGUCAUGCCUCGUGGAGCACCGAAAAGGCCGUCGUCACGGGACGGCAAGCGGCGAAAGCAUUGUUGGAGGAUUUUUCUCUCAUUAUGCCACAACAGAAGCAAGAUGUAUGCAGCAUCAUUCCGGCAGCACCCGACAGUCCAACGUUGAGUUCCUUGCGACAAGGAGCCAAAGUGUUGAGAUCCGUUGUGCCUCCACCGGGAGAUGGAGUUCCUGCAUCUCCCUGGUCCUUUGUGAAGAGUGUCAUGGCAAGAGACAGGCAGUUGUCGUAG
This is a messenger RNA of Seminavis robusta, 2055 nucleotides long. The record is from the annotation of a GenBank genome assembly. Lineage: Eukaryota; Bacillariophyta; Bacillariophyceae; Naviculales; Naviculaceae.